Messenger RNA from Bursaphelenchus xylophilus (pine wood nematode), 2311 nucleotides. NCBI's taxonomy places the organism in Eukaryota, Metazoa, Nematoda, Chromadorea, Rhabditida, Aphelenchoididae. The record is from the annotation of a GenBank genome assembly.
AUGACCUCACCAACCGUUCAUCAUCAAGCCGUUGCUGUGUACGGCUUUAGACAGCUUAGAGUUCGAAAAGUAGAAGCUGCUGGGCAUGCCUAUGAAUGUGAUUUGGUCCGUGAUCUCCUGGCACUGGGAUUGAAUCCGCAUCCCGUUGUGAAGGGAGCCGCCGCUAGUCGAAGUCAGUCCAGCUCUCCAGAGCUGAACGAUGAGAACCUGCAGGCUAGCGACUUUAUGGAUAAAGACGACGAGAAAUAUCAUCGUUAUAUGAGUAAAUUGGACCCCAAUGACUGGAAAGACCAGGACCAUUACAGAGUUUUGGGCCUGAAUAAGCUGAGAUACAAGGCUACUGCAGCUCAGAUUAAGACUGCUUGUGAGUUUUUUUGAUUUAUAUUGUUUUUGAUUUUUAGGUAGCAGGUCUACGAAAUAUGUGAUUUUCUGUAGGCAAGCCGAAUAUAAUCAAGUGUAUCUUUCAGAUCGGCAGAAAGUAUUGGUCUGGCAUCCGGAUAAAGGAAAAGCGAGUAAAAAUGGAACUAGGAACGAGACGAUUUUCGCUUGUAUCCAAAAGGCUUAUGAGCAGCUUGGAAUGGAAGAAAGUCUUCGCCGUUCUUAUGAUUCUGUUGAUCCAAAGUUUGAUGACACCUAUCCAGAGGAGAAGUCGAUCAAGAAAGACAAUUUCUUCAAGGUUUUGGGUCCAUUCUUCGAAAGACAUGCCAGGUAAGGAUGUUAUUUAUGAGGAUUGAUGUUUGGAUUGAAAAUAAUGCUCAUUACUGUUUCCUUUUGAAUCUUGAGGUUUUUUAAGGCUUGCUUGAGCGGGUUUGUGGCAAUUUUUCGCAAAAUAAUAUUCUCCUUGCGUUACCUUAUCCAUGAUACGUCAAGAUGUUUACCUUUUGAUUUUAGGUUCUCCGUUAAACAGCCAGUCCCACUUCUCGGAGAUCCAGAUGCAACGAGGGAUGAGGUUGAAGAUUUUUAUGACUUCUGGCUGCAUUUCAACUCUUGGAGAGAGUUCUCAUAUAAGGAUGAAGAGGACAAGAGUAAAGGAGAAGAUCGAUGGGAAAGACGAGAGAUUGAGAAACAAAACCGGGUAGGAAAACGUUUUAUCUUAUUGUGUUUCUGUUUUUAGAUAGAAAGAGAGAAAUUGCGGAAGGAAUACCUCAAAAAUUUAUCGAGUUUGGUCGAAGCCGCGUAUUCCAAAGAUCCUCGAGUAAAAGCCUUCAAAGAACAAGACAAAAAGGCCAAGGAAGAUGAGAAGGCACGAAGGAGGGCCGAACGUGAACGUGUGGAACAAGAGAAGAGGGCGAAGGAACAAGAAGAAGCCGACAAACUUGAGCAAGAACGUCUUGAGAAGGUUGCGGAAGAAAAAAGACAACAACAAGAGCGACAGAAAUCCAAAAAGUUAAUGCAAGGCCAACGAAAGAAGGUCCGAGACUUGUGCAAGGACAAGGACUUCUGGACGGACGAGCCGGAGCUUAAGCUGAAGAUCAUGGAGAGUAUGGAAAGAGUUUGUUUGAACUAUUCUUUCGAGGAGUUGGAGGAUGUUUUGAAGAAGUUGGAAGUUAUAGACAGCUAUGAUUCGGCGUUAGAUGCUUUGGGAUCUAAAGUAAGUAGUUUUUUAUUUUGUUUUCUUCGUUUUUAGGCUGGAAAUUCUGAAAUGGCCCUAAAAUUGUAUUACACAUGGAAUUUUAGAGAGAAGAAAAGCCACAAGCGCAAAAACCAAAGGAAGAUAAGCCAGCGGCACCUUCAAAUCAACCUGCAAAGUGGACUCAUGAGGAAGCACAACUUCUGAUCAAGGCCUGUAAUCUUCAUCCAGCUGGUAGUGUGGAACGAUGGACUCAGGUCACUAGAUACAUUAAUGAGCAUGUCACAACUCCAUCAGCUAAGCCCAAAACGGAAAAAGAUAUUAUCCGACAGGUAAGGGCUUUUUGGACCGUCUGUUUAUAUUAUUUUAUGCGUUUUUUUGUUUUUUUUUUGUGAUUUUUUUUUUCAAUUUUAGGCCAAAAUAAUGAAGUCCAUGGAGGCUAGUGCCGCUUUCGCCAAUGUUGAAGCAGGCCCGUCAACGGUCCCGGGGCUGAAUGCUCAAGCCAAUGUCCCAAAAAUUAGCGCCGAACCAACCGUAGCUGUUCCCGCGGAGAAGGAGGAAGAUAAAUGGUCGGCCGAACAGCAAAAACAACUCGAAACUUCUCUGAAAACCAUAGAUUCGAAAGACCCACAAAGAUGGGAGAAGAUUGCAGAGCAAGUGGACGGAAAAACCAAGAAACAGUGCAUGGUCCGGUAUAAGAAGUUGGUCCAGAUGAUCAAAGAGCAACGCCAACAGAAGUAG